UAUAGUAUCAUUCAUGGUCAAAACUCAAAAGUUAAAUGCAAUAUACUUAAUCUAUGGUUAAAUGUGAAAAAAGGGAUAGAACAACUGCAUAAUGAUAAUGUUUUCUAUGUGGAAAUUCGUUAGAUAUCCACCCCAUAGACAAUGUAAACGCACAUUUCAUAUAUCUCAUACAUUAAAUGCUUUUUGGGAACGAGAUGAUAAGGGUGGUUAUAGAAACAAAGAUAACAUGCCUCCUUUAAAAGAUCGUCUAAGGGAAGGCUUACAUGAAUUAAAGUAUGAAAUUAAGCUUUGGACCCAAGAAGUUAAAGAGAGAUUUGAAGAUGAUCCUAUCCUCAUAUUCAGACCAGGGGAAGUCGACAUUAAAUGGAGGUUUGGAAAUGAACAAUCACUGAAAAACUGGAAUAUAACAAGUGAUAGUGAUAAUAGGGAAGGAUAUAGCAAAGCUUCACUUACUCUUACAGAGCAUGGUAAAGCAUUAUUUUAUGGAAAUCUCUCUAUGAGAGUUCCACAAGAUGGUAGAGUUAAACGUUCAGGGUAUUGCAGUAUGAAGACUCAUAGAACAAGGAAAUCAUUUAAACGAGAUGGACAUUUAGACUGGACAUCUUAUAAUAUGUUAGUAAUGAAAGUAAGGGGAGAUGGAAGGUCAUAUUUGUUAAAUAUUCAUUGUAAAGGAUAUUAUGAUCUUACCUGGAAUGACAUGUACCAUUAUGUUCUGUUUACAAGAGGUGGACCAUAUUGGCAAGUAGCAAGGAUACCUUUCUCAAAAUUCUUUUUUGGUUCAAAAGGACGAGUACAGGAUAUGCAACGCCAAGUACAAUUGGAUAGAGUUGCUAGUUUUGGAAUUACUGCUGGUGAAAGAUAUGGUGGUGACUUUGCUUUGGAAAUAGAUUACAUAGGUUUGGAGUUUGAUCCAAAUCAUAGGGAAGAAUUUGCUUAUGAAAUGUACAGAACAGAUAAGUAUAUAGCAUCAACGUAAAAAGAAGUUGUGAGUAUUUUGAAAUUUAAAUAAAUAUUUUUAUUGUUCAU
Messenger RNA from Diabrotica balteata, 1026 nucleotides. The record is from the annotation of a GenBank genome assembly. Lineage: Eukaryota; Metazoa; Arthropoda; Insecta; Coleoptera; Chrysomelidae.